Molecule: messenger RNA, 1519 nt
Organism: Theobroma cacao (cacao)
Lineage: Eukaryota; Viridiplantae; Streptophyta; Magnoliopsida; Malvales; Malvaceae
Product: 1-aminocyclopropane-1-carboxylate oxidase homolog 1-like
Source: RefSeq, a predicted model, not a curated record
AUCAGUGAUAGUUACCAAUAUAAAAAUUUUCAGUUACAACUCCAUAUCAAAGAAGCUUAAUCCUGUAAGAGGCACCAGCUUCAUGCAUAUUGCAUAGUGCUCUGUUUUGAUUUUUUGUUGUUUUCCUUAUUAUUUAAACGAAUCUCCUUCCCUCCCUCUUUUGGUUGCAUUAGACUCAAUUUUUAUCACAAGAUUUGAAUAGUCCACAGGGGUUACUUAACGAAAAAAGAAAAUGAUGAUAACCAAGUCCAAGAGUACUAAUGAGGAGCAGGCCACACUAAAACCUGAAUAUGAUCGAGCAAGUGAAUUGAAAGCUUUUGAUGAAACAAAAGCUGGUGUCAAAGGACUAGUUGAUGCUGGAAUCAAAGAAGUUCCUCGGAUAUUCUAUCAGCCGCGAGAUCAGUUUGAGAAGGACUCAGUUUCAGGUGGCACUCAGGUUAGUAUUCCUGUUAUAGACCUUGAGGGAGUGGAGAAAAAUCCAAUUACUCGAAAGGAGAUAGUUCAAAAAGUCCAAAUUGCAUCAAAGACAUGGGGAUUCUUUCAAGUGCUUAACCAUGGAAUUCCAGUGAGUGUCAUGGAGGAAAUGAUGGAUGGUGUGCGUAGGUUUUUUGAGCAAGAUGUUGAGGCUAAAAAACAACUCUUCUCUCGUGAUUAUACGAAAAGGGUGGUCUACAAUUCUAAUUUUGAUCUGUAUAGUGCUCCAGCAGCUAAAUGGAGAGAUACAGUUUUCUGCUCUAUGGCUCCUAAUCCUCCCAAGCCAGAAGAGUUGCCAACAGUUUUCAGGGAUAUAACGCUGGAAUACUCAAAGCAAAUAAUGAAGUUGGGUUAUUUGCUGUUUGAGUUACUCUCGGAGGCUCUCGGACUGAACCCUGAUUAUCUGAGAGAUAUUGAUUGUGCUAAGGGGUUGGUCAUGCUGUGCCAUUACUAUCCCAUCUGUCCACAGCCAGAACUGACUCUAGGUUCAAGCAAGCAUGCCGACAAUGGCUUCCUCACCGUGCUCCUACAAGACCAUGUUGGCGGUCUCCAAGUUCUCCAUGAAAAUCACUGGAUUGAUGUACCCCCAGCCCCGGGGGCUCUAGUCAUUAACAUUGGAGAUCUUCUACAGCUUAUAUCAAAUGAUAGUUGUACAAGUGUGGCCCACAGAGUACUGACAAAUUCCGUAGGGCCUAGAGUAUCAGUGGCAAGCUUUUUCACUACUGCUCUUCUGCCAGACGCAAGAUUGUACGGGCCUAUCAAGGAGUUGCUGUCAGAAGAGAACCCUUCAAAAUACAGGGAAACCACUGUCAAAGACUAUAUCACCUACUUCAACGCAAAAGGUCUUAGUGGUACUUCUCCCUUGCCACAUUUCAGGCUCUGAACUUGGUGUUAGACGUGAAAACAGCAGUAGCAAGACGACUAGUUCACUCAAAUAUAAUAUAAUUCAGAUCUUGUAAAAUAUUUUGGUCCUGAUGACUUUGAUCCUUGGGCAGUUUGAUUUAUGAAAAUGAGUGUUGUCUACGUAUCUUGUUUAUAAACCUAA